Molecule: messenger RNA, 381 nt
Organism: Homarus americanus (American lobster)
Lineage: Eukaryota; Metazoa; Arthropoda; Malacostraca; Decapoda; Nephropidae
Product: macrophage scavenger receptor types I and II-like
Exons: 4
Coding region: 61-381 (106 amino acids)
Cellular component (GO): membrane
Source: RefSeq, a predicted model, not a curated record
UUCUCCUCAUUGUUACUUAGUCUUGUGGUUGAGUUGCCCCUAUACCUGUCCUCGUUCAAGAUGGCGAGGGAUCACGGUACGACGCUCUACCUUCUGCGGGUCAUAUCCCUCCUGGUGCUGCUGCUCCCUUCAUCCACGCCACAGGAACUGCAGCAGGCAGGAACAGCGGGAACGCACAAGAUCAACCGUGUACACUUAACAGAUGGACGAGCACCUCACGAAGGCAACAUUGAGGUUGAGGUCGACGGAGUUUGGGGGUUCGUGUGCGACGACGGCUUUGGCUUCGUGGAGGCGGACGUUGUGUGUCGCGACCUGGGGUAUGAACGUGCCGAGACCUUCACCCGCAACAACUACUUCGGUAAUAAUUCUCCAGGUGUUUAA